CACGCCAUUUCCUGCAAAUUCCUUGCCAGAUCAAACCCUAAAAUUUUCUGUUCAAGAGAGAAGCAACUGAAAGCAAAGAUCGAAGAUCAUAAAUCAAUUUUUGUCGUAGAAUACCGAGCGGCAGGCAUGUCUUCAGGCGACAACAAUAACAGCGAUGGUGAUUCAGCCGCAGAAUCGAUCGGCCAGUACACCACCUUAAAACCCUCGGUGAGUGCUGUCCAGCCUACAAAAAUAACGAAUCCGACUAAAGAAGAGGAAAGCAGUGAGAAAAUCGCGUCCGCAAUGGCUGAGCGCCACUCCGGCGAUCCUUCUGCCUUCCGCAGGGUCGAUCCACCCCAGGGUGACGAAAAGAAAGAAUCGGCGGGAGAAGGAGAGGAGAAAGCCGAAAGCGGUUUUGUUGAGAAGUGGAAGAUCUGUCUGGCCGUUAGCGGUAUUGUGGUAGCGGUUUUGGGGGCCGUCCUGGCAGCUUGUACUAAGCUGAAAGGAAAAACCCCGAGGGACUGAUAUUUAUAAUAUGGUUUGAAAUAAUUUCAGCCUCGUUUAUCAAUGUAUGUGGAAUGGAUGAAAGAGAUCGAUGUCUCUUUACAGUC
This is a messenger RNA of Cryptomeria japonica (Japanese cedar), 590 nucleotides long. RefSeq lists its product as uncharacterized. NCBI's taxonomy places the organism in Eukaryota, Viridiplantae, Streptophyta, Pinopsida, Cupressales, Cupressaceae. The transcript is spliced from 2 exons. The record is from RefSeq and is a predicted model, not a curated record. Bases 127 to 504 code for a protein of 125 amino acids.